AUGGUCCUAGCUUUGCUGUUCUUAGCCGGUCACAUGGCAGACUACGCUGCUAAGGUGUUCCUCCUUGUGAGUUUGUGGCGUGAGGGUUUCAAGGAACAUUUCCUGGUUCUCCUUUGUGCACACCUCAUGGCGGGCAUGCGCAAGGCCUACGAGUUUCAGGUUGGUAGCUGGGUGGCGUUGUUCUUCGUGCCCAUCAUGGGUGUGGCAACGCCGCUCUUGGAGGCCCUGCACUUGGCCGAUGCCCUGGCUGCGUGGUGGCGCGGCCAGGACCAGGGUCGAAGAUUGCCACUGCGAGCUGCUCCCUUAGAGGUUAUCCUGGAGGGUUUGGUCUUCCUCUUGGGAACGCUGCACUUGCGCGUUGCUUUGGCCUUAGGCCACGAAAGCAUCUCCGAUCCAGCAGUGCACCUGGAGGCUUCGUUGUGUUUGGUUCUUUGCACCUCCUUGAGCAGUGUCACAGUGGGCUUGGUCCUGGUGGAUAGCGCCUUAUCCCUGAAACUGACCCGGGCGCUGUACGGCACCAGUACGCCGCGUACGCGCCGCCUUUGCAUCCCCAUCUUUGCUGCGCAUUUGGCAUACCGGGCUUGCGAGGUGGCAGCACAAAGCGCGCUGCUGACUUUUUUGUCGUUCAUGCUUUUUCCCCAGCACUUUGCAAAGUACCUGGCAGCACUUUACUUGCUAAACUGCCUGGUUCUGGUUGGGACUCAAGUUACUCAGGCACCGGUGGUGGGUUCGUCCCUGGUGAUUGCCUGGCCUCUGAUGUUUGCCAAUCUCCCGCAGUUUGUGGACUCGCCCAAGCACUAUGCUGCUGCCCAAAGUGCCUCCAGUCUCGUGACCGCCGUGCGAGCCAUUGAGCUUUCAGCGGCGGUGAGUUUGGUGGCCGCUGGGUGGCUCAUGGAGGGUGAGCCAGAACCAGUUGGAAGACACCACCAUCACCAUCACCGCGAAGCUUGGGUGCUGGAUCCCCCAGUGGCGCAUUUGGUGAAAGCCUUGCAGGACUUGCGACAGAGGGUUUGGUCUGCUUCGUGGCUUCUUUGCAUUCUCGUACACUACAUUUGCAUGGUCAUUAGGUGGUGUAGCUGCACCACGCCCUCCAACACCCUGGUCGUACCGCUAUUGCCACACCGACCAGUAGAGCUUCCCUCUUCAGGGGCAGCCUCCAUUCGCCGUGGAAUGGCGAUGCCAGAUAUAGAGAUCAUGAGCGACAAGGACUUCUGGCCACCUGCCUUGGGCCUUUCACAGUUGCUGCUCAGCGCCUUCUGCGAACGAGCACCCUUCGCACUGCCAUUCUUCUCCUCCGUCCCCUCUCCGGCGAUGCAGUCCUCCGCCAGGCAAACUCCGCGGCCUCCACGCCUUGAGGACUUUGAUACUAUCGGCCUCAUUGGCUAUGGCGAGUUUGGGAAGGUCUUUCAGGUUAGAGAUCGGGCGUCACAACAGACCUUUGCGGUGAAGAGCCUGUCCAAAGAAUUCUAUGCGCGGAAACAGAUGACGGAUAAGGCGAGGAGAGAAAUUUCGACCUUGAACUUGGCGCAGGAGCACCCCUUCAUCGUCCGAUUGGUCCAUGCGCUGGAGACCGCCAAUGAG
Cladocopium goreaui is the source of this 1581-nucleotide messenger RNA. NCBI's taxonomy places the organism in Eukaryota, Dinophyceae, Suessiales, Symbiodiniaceae. The record is from the annotation of a GenBank genome assembly.